AAACCUUUUCCUACGGCCAUCCGAGCAUCUUUGCCGUGGUAUAGUUAUGUCAAACCCAGUGGGCAGUUUAUCAGGAGACACAUUGUAUGGAUCCCGAAUCGGGAUGACAGAGGACUCUCUCGCCAUCCUGGAGCGAAACAGAUGCUCUGGAGAACCCUGGGGCAUGGGGGACACCAAGACAAGCGUUGAAGCCCUGGAGCGUGGAGUGCCAGGCCUCUACCUCUCCUGCUUUGACAUGCUUCUCACCGACGAUGCCACGUGGUUGGUGAAAGUUUCAGAGGCUUCGCCAACGCUACCUGUACCCACGACUCGCAUGGAGCCUCAAGAGGAACCGGAGCAGUGCCCCGUCAUUGACAGCCAGGAACAGGGACUCUCUCCUGGGCUGGAGGGGCAGGAAGAGGAGCAGUCUCUGGAGCAGGUGCAGAGCAUGGUUGUGGGAGAAGUGCUGAAGGACAUUGAAACAGCCUGCAAACUGCUGAACAUCACCCCAGACCCUAUAGAGUGGAACACUGGGAACGUCCAGAAGUGGCUACUGUGGACUGAACAUCUGUACAGGUUGCCUCAUGCAGGAAAAGCCUUCCAGGAACUGACAGGAAAGGAUCUAUGUGCCAUGAGCGAGGAGGACUUUCGUCAGCGCUCCCCGCAGUGCGGAGACACACUGCACGCACACCUGGACAUAUGGAAGUCAGCUGCCUGGAUGAAAGAGAGGUGUUCAGUUGGAGAUACUAAAACUACAGGCAGCGAGGAGUUGUGGUCUGAGGCAGAUUCAUCUUGUUCGGGUCAGCCCAUUCAUCUGUGGCAGUUCCUCAGAGAGCUCCUGCUCAAACCUCACAACUACGGACGCUGCAUCCGCUGGCUCAAUAAAGAGAAAGGUAUUUUUAAGAUCGAAGACUCGGCUCAUGUUGCGAGACUGUGGGGACUCAGAAAGAAUCGACCUGCUAUGAACUAUGACAAGCUGAGCCGCUCCAUACGUCAAUACUACAAGAAAGGCAUCAUCCGUAAGCCUGAUGUGUCUCAGAGACUGGUGUACCAGUUUGUUCACCCAGUAUGAGGCUGCAGCAGAAAGGGAGGGUAAAGAGAAGGGGGAGGAGAAGAUGGAAACCUACAAAAUUAAAAGGACACACUGUCUCACCAUGCACUUGGCACACCUAAGCCCAAGAUGAAAAGGUGACAUGCAACAUGUGCACUGACCAUCCCCAAUGGUACACACUUCCAGUGCCAACACCGAAGCAACAGCUGGCAGCUGCUGCAUGAAGGCUUAUCUGUGCAGAGAGCCGAGAGGAAGCGACACAGCAAUGUGUGGCUGUUGAGGCGUUUUCCUGCUGCAGAAUGAAACAAAUACAGAUUUAAAACAAACAAACAAACAAACAAAAAAACAAUAAAUGAACUGCCUUGUCAUUUGCAUGAUCUGCCUGUUUAUUUUUCCACAAUGUGAUUCCCACUUAUCUUUUUCUCAAUUCAUCUAAAAGUUACAGCUGACUGCUCUUAAGCUUCAGGAAAACGCCUCUUGUCUACAGCUACACUUGCUUUGUCUUUGCAUUUCGCUCAGCUUCACUGGCACAGUUUAAAGUGUGGUUAGGGUUGUUUGUGCUGAAUCCAGUAAACCACAGGGCAGGGCUCUCUCUACACAUCUCAUUUGAAAGAUACAAAGGUGGAGACUUCAGCAGUUUGAUGAAUUUGGAUCCAAGAGUGGAAUUCCCAAACUGCAGCUUGUGUGUUUUUGUUUUCUAAGAUGUUUCCUGGUUAAGAGUGAUGCUUUGCCCCACUAAUAUAGCACUGCUGAGGAGUCCGUUGUUUCGUUUGAUCUUCAUACAGCUGUAAAUUGCCUUUUAUGAUAGACCUAAAGUGUUCAAAACCAAAUAGAUAGAAGACUUUAUGAGAUAUUAAUAAAUACAAAUGCAAAAAACCCUCAGAACAUGAAAUUUAAUGGAUUUUUAGCUGCACAAACUGCAUGUUUCUCUGUCAGUCUUUAUGUUGGUCAUUUCCAUGAAAUGUUGCACGGACAUUCAUUGUCCCUGGAAGAUCAAUCCUCAUAAGGGUUUUUUUAGAUUCUUCCUUAAGUGUCACCCUGAAGUUGACAUGUUUUUAACGAAAUAUCUCAACAGUUGUUGGAUUGAUUCAUACACAUUCACGCUUCACUCAGGCUGAACUGUAAGAACUUUUGCCAUCACCUCAAGUUUCAAGUUGCACCAUCAUCAAGAGAGAAUUUAAAUGUGUCUAAUUCCUUAGUUGAUAACCAAAUACUGACAAAACUCACGAUAUGAUAUUUCUAUCAACCUCUGCUGUACUUUAUGUUUUGUGCUAAUUAGACAAUAUUAGCAUACUAAAACAUUAAAUGAAACUAUUGCUUAGCUUCACACAAACUUCAUUAUUACACAAAGAACAGGAUUAAAGCACAUUUUACAGUUCCAUAGUCAUAUAUAUCCAAAUCUGUUAAUAUGAGUCUUUACUAUAAUUGUUUGUUUGUUUUUUAAAUAGAUAUUUAAUUUUGAAUGCUUUGGGUGCCAAUAUUUCACACCAGUUUGGUUCUUACAACACUGCUUACUGUUUUCAUCUGUUUAAAUAAAAGUCUGCCUGAGUAUGGACACAUUAACCAAUAAACUUUGCGUUUGAACUGCA
Molecule: messenger RNA, 2619 nt
Organism: Stegastes partitus (bicolor damselfish)
Lineage: Eukaryota; Metazoa; Chordata; Actinopteri; Pomacentridae
Gene: spdef
Product: SAM pointed domain containing ets transcription factor
Exons: 6
Coding region: 47-1051 (334 amino acids)
Biological process (GO): cell differentiation; regulation of transcription by RNA polymerase II
Cellular component (GO): nucleus
Molecular function (GO): DNA-binding transcription factor activity, RNA polymerase II-specific; sequence-specific DNA binding
Source: RefSeq, a predicted model, not a curated record